UCCUAAUUUCACGUGAUUGAACAAAUACUGUAAAUAUUUGGACGUUUCAACAUCUACUCGCUCUUAUCGUUAUUUAUUUAUUCAAUGACUAGUCCUAUGUUAUAUCUGUAAGUGCCAUUGUUUCAAACUUUUCGAUUUAUUUUACGAAUCGGUUUGCAUUAACAUGCAAACAAUAAGACUGAUCACAUUCGAUGUUACAAAUACUCUCAUCAAAUUUAAAUCCUCAGUUGGCUAUGAGUAUUGUAAAAUUGCUGAUCUUUAUGGAAUCAAGUGCAAUAAUGAGAACACAGUUAAAGCCAUUAACUCUAACUUCACAAUUUUGAUGAAACAAUUGAAAAAAGAGUCUCCCUUUUAUGGAGUCACUGAGGGGAUUAACUGUAAUCAAUGGUGGCAUCGAUUGGUGGUUCGCACUUUCUCUGUCAGUGGUAUUGAAAUGUCGCCUGAGAUGGAAUCUAAGUUAAAGUUAACUUCCACUCACCUGUACAAAUUAUUUUCCACCGCUGAGCCUUAUCAAUUGAUAGAUGGAGUUGAAGAUACAUUAAGUGCUCUACAAAAAAAUGGAAGAUCAAUUCAAAUUGGUGUAAUAUCUAACUCUGACGAACGAUUGCCAAAAAUUUUAAGUCAACUAGGAAUAGGUCAUUUUUUUCAAUUUAUUAUUUUACCGCAAUUCAUUCGGGCCGCCAAACCUGAUCCUAAAGUUUUUCAAACAGCCUUAGAUAAAAUUGACUUGAAAGAUCCUAAUCAAGCUCUUCAUAUUGGUGAUGAUUUAGUCAAGGAUUAUCUUGCUGCUAAAAAUUGCAAAUGGAAUGCUUUACUUUUUGGAAAAGAUGAUUCAACUAGCGAUGCCAUCAACCCAAAGCAUAAGAUAAAAACAAUCAAAGAGCUAACUUAUGACUCGAUCGUGGAAAAGUUGAAUUGACAUCGAACAUUAUUGGACUUACGAAGUAUAAUUAUUUUUUUAUUGUGACUGGAUUGAUCAGGAAAUUUCGAUUGGUGUGAAUAAUUAAAUGGACAAAUAUUUAUAUUUUAAUUGUCAACCUUGGAAGGAACAACAGAUUGCCGUAUAUUAUUAAGGUUACAGAUUUGGAUAAAUUCAAGGAAAAUAAAUAAAUAAAUAAGUUUGACUGGAAAGAUCAAUCAAUUUUAACAGUUGAAAUGAUCUUUUGGAUCACAAUUACCAGUUUUUAAAUAUAGCGGGAUGGAAACGUGUUGGACAGUUUAAUAAACCAAGUUUAAUAAUCAAGUCUAUUCCGCCUCGUUACAAUUAGUAUAAAUCUUGGCACAGUCUUCACCACUUCGUCCUCGUCUUACAGCAUCAUAAGUGGAGGUUGAUGGGAUUGAUUUUUGCUGUUGAAGGAGAUAGCUUGAUGCAUACCUGUCAAGAAAGUUAAAAAUAGUAAAGAGACGAGUUCAGAAUAGUUUAUCAACAGACAAAUUGUUGAUUGUUUUUUAAUACUUACCCUCCGACCUGUGAAACUAUGUAACCGAGUUCACGACCUUCUCUGAUGGCAUCCUUGGAGGAUUCACAUAAAUGUCUUUGAGCACAUUGAUCAUCACCAGCAAGUACUGAUUUAACAUAACCACGUAACAUUGUUACUCCAGCAACUGUGGCAUCAUCAACAGCUUCCCUCAGACCACGAGAAGUUGAACUCCUAGCUCUUUGACUGAAUGAAUUACGGAUCAUAUCGAGAGCCUGUCGAUGGAAAAUUAUUUUUAUUUUUCAUUCUGAAAUAUCGUUUAUCCAAUACAUACCUGUACGAGGACGUUCAAUACUUGUCUUGAUGUUGCCGCACUUUCAUCACUAGUGCCGAAUAAUAUUUUAACUACAGUUUUAAAUAGAUUCUUUGUAGUCAUGAAUGAUUGUAUAUCUUUUUUAUCCUGUUCAUAGCGAAGUUUCCUUUCCUCGAAACGAGCUUGACGAGCAGCUACUGAUGUUGAAGAAUUUUCAUCGGAAGCAGAAACAGAUGCUGAAAUAAAGAUGACUGUAAAUACCAACA
This is a messenger RNA of Tetranychus urticae (two-spotted spider mite), 1997 nucleotides long. Its product is annotated as rhythmically expressed gene 2 protein. Lineage: Eukaryota; Metazoa; Arthropoda; Arachnida; Trombidiformes; Tetranychidae. The record is from RefSeq and is a predicted model, not a curated record. Gene Ontology annotation, cellular component: nucleus.